AUGGCGCAUCUCGUAAACCUAGAGGAUGUCAUCCAGGCCAUGGCCUGGUGCCUUGAUUGUCAUGAGCAGGGAGGGGGAGGCUGCGACACGCAUAGAUACGUGCCUCCUCAAGCUACCGUAUCCCAACAAGCUCCGGCUCCUACGCGGACCCGAGGCAAACACGAUCCGGCCAGAGUAAAACAAAUCCUUCGACUGCCGGUUGAACUACAGAUACAGAUCUUUGGGCGGAUGUCGCCUGAAACCUUUCUUAGUCUUGUCUGCAUCGUUCCAGAGGUCAGGGAGCUGUAUCACUCGAGCUCUUCAACGAUCGCGAAACUGAUCUUGAAAGAGCACUUGCCCCUGGAGGACAAGCUGUUCGGACUCGACAACAACGAUGGCUUACUAUGGGAGGGCCAUGCUAACACCAAGAUGGAGCUAUUAAUACGGCUCUCCCUGCUGAAGAAGACGUCAAUGCUCGCCGCUGACUUCUUGAUCGAACACUUUAACAUCGCCAAAUCGAGGACUCCGCAGUUCUAUCGGGCCAUCUCAACCCUGUGGCGCUUCUUCGCCACCACACCGGCAUGCCAGGAUCCGGUUCAGGAGCCUUGGAACUAUUUCCACACCUUGUCACACGCUGAGCGUCGUGAUAUCGACGCACUCUUCCGCUGGAUCGGGCAGGGGAUACUGAAGAAAUUCCCACCCAGUUUUCCUUGGGACCUUCCUCCGCACUUGGUCAAUGAGUUUGUCGAAUCGAAGAUGCUGAACCUUGUCGCAUAUCGCCUUGCCGUGAGCUACCUCCAAGACGGCCUCCGUCGUCUACGCAUGCAGGUCAUGUCCGCCAAAACGCCGGAUCCUCAGGCCGCAUUCGGCCCCGACUAUUUCUGGGACAACAUGGACUACUGCGAGAGAUUGAGGUACAUGCACUUCGAUCAUCGCACCUACACACUCUCUUGGACAGGCAACCGCCAUCAAGGAUGGCUUGAGGCCACAUUGACGGAGGACUUGACCUGGUUGCCAGACAUCGUGCGCGGCAUGACUGAUGCCAGCGCCAACGGUGGCCAACGGCUCGACUGGCGCGCGUUUGUUCAAACGACCUGGGGAAUUUCCAGCUAUCAGCGACCCAGGCAGUUUGAACUUGACUGCUUCAGCUGGCCAGAGGCACUAGGGACGGAGCUCAUGUUCCAGGCCGAGGAGACGCGCUAUGAGAUCGAACAAUCUCACCGCCUCUCCCGACGUGCUAAGGAGCGGGAGGAGUUGAUGAAGAUGAAGAACGCCGGCGGGCCAAAGAGGAAGAGGAAGACGAAACGUCGGCUAAGGUGA
This is a messenger RNA of Coniosporium apollinis CBS 100218, 1299 nucleotides long. RefSeq lists its product as uncharacterized. The transcript has a single exon. NCBI's taxonomy places the organism in Eukaryota, Fungi, Ascomycota, Dothideomycetes. The coding region runs from base 1 to 1299 and encodes 432 amino acids. The record is from RefSeq and is a predicted model, not a curated record.